AUGGAUACAUUUGUAAUAAAAAAGACUCCCUCUCACAGAAAAAGGGGUCAUAUGGAAGAAUGUGCAGGGUCCUCAGAUCUGAGUUCUUCUUCUGAGAGAGAGGUAAAGAAGAAGAAUACAUCUCCUGAUUCUUUACUGGAACAAUGCUAUAUUUGGAAAAGAAUAAGAGCAGUGAACCUGAACUGUGAUUAUACUAUUCUCUUUAAUAAGAUAGAAGCAAAUGAGAUCUAUCUGCAGCUGGAACAAGAAAUAGUAUAUUUUUCAGGGGAUCUUAGUAAAGUUCACGUUUUUGGAAAAUGGCAUACUGUACCCAGAAAACAAGUAACUUAUGGAGAUGAGGGGUUGAGUUACACAUUUUCCGGCAUCACAUUGUCUCCAAAGCCCUGGAUUCCUGUCCUGGAUCGUAUAAGGGACAGGGUGAAACAGGCCACAGGGCACUCCUUCAACUUUGUUCUGAUUAACAGGUACAAAGAUGGGAAUGAUCACAUAGGUGACCACAGAGAUGACGAGAAGGAGCUUGUCCCACAGAGUCCUAUUGCUUCUGUGUCUUUUGGAGCCUGCAGGGAUUUUGUCUUCCGGCACAGAGACGCCCGCAGCAAAAAUUCCAUAUCUCAAAUUCAGCCCGUGAAGCGAGAACUGGAACAUGGAAGCUUGCUUAUGAUGAAUUUUCCAACCAAUGUCUAUUGGUAUCACAGCCUUCCAGUAAGAAGGAAAGUGAUUGCUCCUAGAGUUAACUUAACUUUCCGUCAACUUAUGUCACAGAACCAGAGAAAAACAGAGCCUGGGAAAUAG
Messenger RNA from Nanorana parkeri, 792 nucleotides. It is a transcript of the gene ALKBH2, whose product is annotated as alkB homolog 2, alpha-ketoglutarate dependent dioxygenase. The transcript is spliced from 3 exons. Lineage: Eukaryota; Metazoa; Chordata; Amphibia; Anura; Dicroglossidae. The record is from RefSeq and is a predicted model, not a curated record. Gene Ontology annotation, biological process: DNA repair. The coding region runs from base 1 to 792 and encodes 263 amino acids.